This is a messenger RNA of Salvelinus fontinalis (brook trout), 3243 nucleotides long. Its product is annotated as calcium and integrin-binding family member 2-like. Bases 704 to 1267 code for a protein of 187 amino acids. The transcript has 6 exons. Gene Ontology annotation, molecular function: calcium ion binding. The record is from RefSeq and is a predicted model, not a curated record. Lineage: Eukaryota; Metazoa; Chordata; Actinopteri; Salmoniformes; Salmonidae.
UUUCAGUGACACCCACAGAUUACAAUUCCAAAGAGUUUACACAGAUAUUUCACGCAAAUCGUAAAAUGUUUUUUCAACACAAGCUGUCAAUUCACGGCCACUUGUAUUCUGGAACUAGAAAACGGAGGCUACGAAUUAGAAUUCUACUAAUACAUGAGGAAAAUACGAUUGAGCUUUUCUGCAGAUGAAACAGGAGCCAUAUUUACGUCUGAGAAAGAAAGGUGUUCUCUGAAUUCCAAUGCUUACGUGUGUGUGAUGCAGACGCCCCCUGGUGGUAACUACAGGUUAUUAUCGGUACGAUUCUCUCAUCAGAUGUGGACAGCCGCCGGUGCUGAAACUGAAACCGCACAAGGCGCCAGCAGCUUCUGCGCUUCAGACCUAUUCGGACUUUUGUCUGUCUGUAGGCAACUUCUGCUGCUUCAACAACUGUCUGUGGGCAACUUCUGCUGCUUCAACAACUGUCUGCACUGAGAAUUGUGCUAAUUGUUCUUCUUCCUCUGCGUUUCAAUACUUUUACAACAUCUCAUUGGAAUACACCACCAACUGUUUCAGAGCGUGUCAUUCUUUGGACACUGAACAUCUACGCGGAGUCAUAAUUCUUGUUUGACCACGUCGUUUAAAUGCCCUAAAUGACUAGACUUGAGAAAACGCAUCGAAGUUCCAAUGUGAUGAAUCUGUACAAGAGGAAAAUUACUAGGCUAAGAUGGGUAAUAAGCAAACGAUAUUUACUGAUGAACAGCUAGAUGCUUACCAGGACUGUACCUUCUUCACACGGAAAGAGAUCCUCCGGUUACAUGGGCGAUACCAUGAGCUGGCUCCACACCUAGUACCCAUGGACUACACCAACGAGCCUGACGUUACAAUACCCCUAGCGCUUAUAGUCAGCAUGCCAGAACUAAAUGAGAACCCGUUCAGGAACAGGAUCGUGGAGUCCUUCUCUGAGGACGGAGCAGGGAAUCUGAGCUUCAACGACUUUGUGGAUAUGUUCUCUGUCCUCAGUGAGACGGCCCCCAGGGAGCUCAAGGCCAUAUACGCAUUCAAAAUAUACGAUUUCAAUGUGGAUAACUUCCUGUGUAAGGAGGAUCUGGAGAAGACGUUGAACAAGCUGACGAGGGAGGAGUUGAGUCCUGAAGAGGUCACCCUGGUCUGUGAGAAGGCCAUCGUAGAGGCUGACCUAGACGGAGAUAGCAAACUGUCCUUCGCUGACUUUGAAAACAUGAUCACCAGGGCUCCUGACUUUUUAAGUACCUUCCACAUAAGAAUCUGAAAGGGCUCCAAGGACAGGUCUAUAUUCUGAUUUCAUGGUAGAGAUCCUGACCACACAUCAAUGACCACACCCUGCCCACACCCUGAGCACAGCACAGUGCCUCUCUGCGGCUACAGACAUAACUCUCACUGGACGUCUGUCUGUAGAGAUGGCAGCUGAUCCAGGAACAGAAUGUCUUUGUUCUCACUAUGAUCCUGGAUCUCUUCAGUUUGGUUGUCCUCUCUUACACACACCCACAUUCUCUUUGGCCUCCUGUGUUUCCUCUUCAUUAGCCUUACUUGUUUUUCAUAUGUUUGGUUUGAAGAUGUUUUUUUGUUGACUAUUAUAUGUCAUAGUAAUAUUAUUAUCACAACCACUGAUGGAACAAUGAUGCUUUGUAUGUUUUCUUAAAACGACAGAGAAACAGGAAGGUGAAAUGGGAACCUUUAAGCUGUUGCUCCUCACUCAAACCCAGACCAGCCUUGGAGGAAUACAGGAGUACUAGCAGAUACACAGAAACAGUCCCCUUGUGCCUCAGACCUCCAUACGGACCUCUCCUGUCACUGAAGGACGCUCAGGUCUCCUUAAUGAACUGAUUGGGACAAUCUACAGCCCUGAGAAGGGUAAGGUCAGGACCUGGAACAUGCCUGGUGUACAUUAUACCAGACCAGACCAGAGGACAGACAGAGAGGGGUCAGGUCAGGACCUGGAACAUGCCUGGUUGAAACCUGCCUGGUGUACAUUAUACAAGACCAGACCAGAGGACAAAGAGAGAAGACAAAGAGAGAGGACAAAGAGAGAAGAUAAAGAGAGAAGACAAAGCGAGAAGACAAAGAGAGAGGACAAAGUGAGAGGACAAAGAGAGAGGACAAAGCGAGAAGACAAAGAGAGAGGACAAAGAGAGAAGACAAAGCGAGAAGACAAAGAGAGAGGACAAAGAGAGAAGACAAAGAGAGAAGACAAAGAGAGAGGACAAAGUGAGAGGACAAAGAGAGAGGACAAAGCGAGAAGACAAAGAGAGAGGACAAAGAGAGAAGACAAAGCGAGAAGACAAAGAGAGAGGACAAAGAGAGAAGACAAAGAGAGAAGACAAAGAGAGAGGACAAAGUGAGAGGACAAAGAGAGAAGACAAAGAGAGAGGACAAAGAGAGAGGACAAAGAGAGAGGACAAAGGGAGAGGACAAAGAGAGAGGACAAAGAGAGAGGACAAAGAGAGAGGACAAAGAGAGAGGACAAAGAGAGAGGACAGACAGAGAGGACAAAGUGAGCACAGUGCUGCAUCACCAAGGUCACACAGACAGAUGGACAGAGUUUUAUGACAGCAAUGCACUAUUUACUCAUCACACGUAUAAAACGUAAUAUUCUGUUUCUCCUGCUGUUAAUGAAUUGUUGGGUCAUUUCUAAGACUUUUCCAAAAUGGCAACCUAGUCCCUAGAUAGUGCACUACUUUUGACCCGGGCCAGUAGUGAACUAUCUAGUGAAUAGGGUGCCAUUUGGAAACCGUCCCAACCUGCUCUUGAUGAAUUGCUCUGGACAUUACUACGUUCUGUUAAUGCAAUAAUUAAUGAUGAUGACAUCACACCUGACUGUUCUCUAGGUCUAAUGAAGACGUGUACCCAUCUCUACUAUCUCUAACAUACCCUCAGACAUCUCUACUAUCUCUACCAUACCCUCAGACAUCUCUACUAUCUCUACCAUACCCUCAGACAUCUCUACUAUCUCUACCAUACCCUCAGACAUCUCUACUAUCUCUACCAUACCCUCAGACAUCUCUACUGUCUCUACCAUACCCUCAGACAUCUCUACUGUCUCUACCAUACCCUCAGACAUCUCUACUAUCUCUACCAUACCCUCAGACAUCUCUACUAUCUCUACCAUACCCUCAGACAUCUCUACUGUCUCUACCAUACCCUCAGACAUCUCUACUAUCUCUACCAUACCCUCAGACAUCUCUACUGUCUCUACCAUACCCUCAGACAUCUCUACUGUCUCUGCCA